This is a messenger RNA of Asterias rubens (European starfish), 1020 nucleotides long. Its product is annotated as ubiquitin-conjugating enzyme E2 W-like. The transcript is spliced from 6 exons. The record is from RefSeq and is a predicted model, not a curated record. The coding region runs from base 61 to 525 and encodes 154 amino acids. Lineage: Eukaryota; Metazoa; Echinodermata; Asteroidea; Forcipulatida; Asteriidae.
UGAUUUAUUUACAAAAUCACACUGUUCUAAAUUUAGAAUCUAUUAAACGUAAAUAAAAACAUGGCGACUCCUUGGCCAAUGCAGAAACGUCUUCAGAAUGAGUUACUUCAAUUGCAGAGAGACCCCCCAGUAGGCAUCAGUGUGAAUCCCAAGACAGCGUCUAAUACUCUUACAUCAUGGAGCGUUGAUGUAACGGGUGCUCCUGGAUCAUUGUACGAAGGAGAGAAUUUUCAACUACAGUUCACUUUUGGGAAAAGAUACCCCUUCGAUUCCCCUGAGGUAAUAUUUACGGGUGGUAACAUUCCGGUUCACCCGCAUGUCUACAGCAAUGGGCACAUAUGUUUAUCCAUCCUAACCGAAGACUGGUCCCCUGCUUUGUCCGUGCAGGCAGUCUGCCUAAGUAUAGUAAGCAUGUUGAGCAGUUGCACCGUAAAGAAACGCCCCCCAGACAACACAUUUUAUGUCAGAACGUGCAGUAAAAGUCCCAAGAAAACAAAAUGGUGGUAUCAUGAUGACAAAGUUUGAUGAGGCAAGAAGAUAGAUUGCCAUACCUAACUACAGCAACUCAGCACGGAUAGCUGUGAGUCUUAGCAUAGACAGAAAAGCUUGUACAAAUUUGGUUCACUUCGAAUACACAGAGACAAGACACUUCAGAGUUUUAUCCACAGAGAAAUCAUAGAAAAUAAUUUUAAAAGCAAGGUUGGAAGAAGAGGAAAAUCAAAAUGCUUUAAAUAGGAAAAUGACUAGUACAGGCAUGAUUUUCUUCCUACAUACAUUAGUUCGACUUCCGUUAUUUUUUAUUUUUUACCCUGAAAAUUCAGGGAUUUUUUUUUUUUUAAUAGCCUGAAUUCAAUUCAAUUCAGUUCAAUUAAUUUAUUUGUCCAUUAAAAAGAUAAAAAUGGAAAUUGAUGUGUCGGAACAUUGAUUAAAGGUCCAAGACAGAACACUAAAAAAAGGAAUACAGUAUAAUAUUGGGUGCGUUCAUUUAGCAUUGGCGUCAUACCAGGGGCUCACCCGGGU